CAUUGACGCGGCCGCCUGCUCGGAACUCGCAUCGCUCCGUGUCCUUCCCGCAUUUAUACGAAACUGUUCGGUGUCGAUGGACGCGCGCGUCCCCGGUGCGUAGUGAUCGCGCAUCGUACUCGCACGUACUGUUUAUCUGUUACCGGUGUAUAGUUAGCCGCUGUGUGCCCUACUGGGCUGAUCGCCAGCAUGGACGCGAUACUGGCAGCGCUCGUCGCUCUCAUGGCACUGGCCGCCGCGAUGGCCGCCGUGCUCAGUACACUCUCAAAGGCGGCGAUAUUCGUCAUCCUCGCUGUAGCGCCCUGCGUCUACCGAUAUAGGAGGCACAUUUACGUUUUCAUCAAAACUCUGCCGAGAGACUCCAAAUUCCUAUGGCGUUACGCCAAUGGCAUGAUCAGGUCGAAGCGAUGGGGGCGUCAGGACGCGACCGUGGCGCAACUCUUCACCCAGCGCGCCCUGAAGAAUCCGGACGCGCCAUGCUUCUAUGUCGUCGGUGACCGUGACUGGACCUUCGGCGAGAUGGCCGCGAACUCCAACAAAGUGGCUCGAGUUAUGCAAGAGCACCUCGGCCUGAAGCGUGGUGACGUGGUCUGCGUGUUCAUGCCCAACUGCGGGGAGUAUGUGUGGACGUGGCUGGGCAUGGCCAAGCUUGGCGCCGUCUCCGCUCUCAUCAACAGCAACCUGCGCCACAAACCGCUGCUGCACUGCAUCCAAGUCGCUAAAGCUAAGGCUGUUGUCUUCUCCGAUCAGUUGGCUGACGCUAUCUCAGAGAUCCGCGAGCAGCUACCUUCAGACCUGAAGCUAUUCCAACUAUACGGCGAGUGCUCCCCUGGCGUGUUGGACCUAGCAGCCGAGAUGGAGAAGCACCCUCCCGACUACCCCGAGGUGACCGACAAGCCGCGCUACAAGGACACGCUCUUGUAUAUCUACACCUCGGGAACCACUGGCAUGCCUAAAGCCGCUGUACUGCCCAAUUCUAAGUACCUGUUGGUGGUAGUGGCGACGGUGCACAUGCUAGGCCUGAAGAAGUCGGACCGCAUGUAUAACCCAUUACCGCUGUACCACACGGCUGGCGGGCUGGUGGGCACGGGUGCUGCUCUGGUAGACGGCAUCCCGUCAGUGCUGCGCGCAAAGUUCUCUGCCUCCAACUACUGGGCUGAUUGCAUCAAGUAUGAUUGCACGGUGGCGCAAUACAUCGGCGAGAUGUGCCGCUACCUGCUGGCGCAGCCGGCUCGCGACACGGACACGCAGCACCGCGUGCGUAUCAUGGUCGGCAACGGCAUGCGCUCCGCCAUCUGGCAGCAGAUCGUCGACAGGUUCAAAGUGCCACAGAUCAAUGAGAUAUACGGAGCCACCGAGGGGAAUGCUAACAUAAUAAACGUGGACAACACGGUGGGCGCGGUGGGCUUCCUGCCGAAGCUGGUGCCGACGUGCCUGCACCCCAUCGCGCUGGUCCGCGCCGACGAGCAGGGCGGCCUCGUGCGGGGGGCUGACGGGUACUGCAUACGCUGCAAGCCUAAUGAGCCGGGUAUGUUCAUCGGACUCAUCGCUCAGGGCAACGCGUCCCGGGAGUACUACGGAUACGUUGAUAAGGACGACAGCAACAAGAAGCUGGUCCGCGAUGUAUUCUGCAAGGGCGACGCGGCGUUCGUGUCGGGCGACAUCCUGGUGUCGGACGAGCUCGGCUACCUGUACUUCCGCGACCGCACCGGCGACACAUACAAGUGGAAGGGCGAGAAUGUCGCCACUGCGGAGGUCGAGAACGCCAUGUCGCCCUGUCUGGAACAGAAGGCUUGUGUCGUUUAUGGGGUUUCGAUCCCGCAGACGGAGGGUCGUGCGGGCAUGGCGUGCGUGGCGGACCCGGCCCGCGCGCUGUGCCUGCGGCGCGUGGCGGCCGAGCUCGACGACGCGCUGCCGUCCUACGCCCGCCCGCUCUUCAUCCGACUCAUCAACGAUAUCGAGAUCACUGGCACCUUCAAGCUGAAGAAACUCCAAUACCAGAAGGAAGGCUUCGACCCUGAAGUGAUCAAGGACCCGCUGUACUUCCGGUCGGGCCCAGACUUCGUGCCCGUCACGCCGCAGCUCUACACCGACAUCUGCACCGGCAAGAUCAAGCUCUAGACGCCUCACCCAGCACUAGUGCACCACAGGACGAACAAAAUCAUAGACAGGACGUGCGAGAGAGACCACACUCCCUCUUGCACUCACUGUGAAAAAAAAUAUGAUGUUACACCAACUUCAAAAAACUAGCCGUUCUGUGUCUGUACUACGUCGGUCUUAAAAAGUCGUCUAGAUAAAAUUGCAAAAAUAUCGUACCGCUCAAGCCAAUUUAUAAAAUUGGCCCUAGCAGACUCGAACUGUCAAUAUUUUCAGUAAUGAACCGCCCUCGAUGGGCUGAGAGAAUGCCUGCUGGCAGCAUAGUUAGCUAGACCAAAUCAUACACAUGCACUUGUACGCGCCAGUAUUUGGUUGUUAGCUAAUAUAGAUUAAAUUUAUAUUAAUGAGAAUUUCGUAAUUGUUGAAAACAUUCGUAGGAUGCGACGGUGAGCGGGCAUGGUGAAGACACUCUGUAAAUUAUCAUAUGUAACCUCAAAGGGAUGUGAGAAUAGGCUUAUUUUUAUAUAAUAUCGUAUCAGUGGAGGUCGUGAACAGGUGUGACGUGUCGUGUGUGUCCGCUGUGUGCUCGUCUAACUCUGUGGCACUCUACAAUAAUACUUGUUUACGUGUAGCGGGAGGUAGACACUAGUUGUUGUUCAUGUUUUCAAGUUGGAAACUAAAUAAUGAUAGUUGUACGAUUCCAGUUUCUAAAUCGAAUCCUAACCUCCAGCUUUUUCCUCUAAAGCAAAUCAUUAUACACAAAAUCAUUCUAGCAUUAAUUAACGAUACAUUUUUUUCAGAAAACACUUAAAACUGAUAAGAAAAACAUUAAAUGUAUGUAGCUUAUUAGAUGACAUUCCACCAUCUAGUCACUUAAGGUGUUCUAUUCAUUUAUAUUAAAAUGUAUAAGUUCCUAAGUAUUGUUUUGGGCACUUAAGUCCUUAUUAGUAGCGAAGCAGUCUACCAAAUAUCUUAAUCCAUGGCAAUUAAUCGCAAUACGGACUUGUAUUUAGAUUUUUGUGCCUUGAAACGAAAAUCUCUGCACAGUAGUGUAGACUAGGAAAACUUUGCAGUUUACUCCUAAACAAAAUUAUUACGUAAGUUGUAAAUAAUAUAUAAUAAAUGAUUAAAAUGUC
Messenger RNA from Helicoverpa zea (corn earworm), 3233 nucleotides. Its product is annotated as long-chain fatty acid transport protein 4-like. Gene Ontology annotation, cellular component: endoplasmic reticulum. The record is from RefSeq and is a predicted model, not a curated record. Bases 190 to 2121 code for a protein of 643 amino acids. Gene Ontology annotation, molecular function: long-chain fatty acid-CoA ligase activity; long-chain fatty acid transmembrane transporter activity. The transcript is spliced from 12 exons. Gene Ontology annotation, biological process: triglyceride homeostasis. Lineage: Eukaryota; Metazoa; Arthropoda; Insecta; Lepidoptera; Noctuidae.